Messenger RNA from Stegodyphus dumicola, 4060 nucleotides. RefSeq names its product glutamate decarboxylase (gene Gad1). The record is from RefSeq and is a predicted model, not a curated record. Gene Ontology annotation, molecular function: pyridoxal phosphate binding; glutamate decarboxylase activity. Lineage: Eukaryota; Metazoa; Arthropoda; Arachnida; Araneae; Eresidae. Gene Ontology annotation, cellular component: cytoplasm. Gene Ontology annotation, biological process: GABA biosynthetic process.
CAAGGGGGAAGCAGGCUGCGACAGAAUCCCAGCUACCAGACGCAGCUGAGUACUCAAGCCAUCUCUGCAGCCAUGGACAAGAAGUCAGUAUCCAAAGAUAUUGGAACUUUAAAGUAUACCGAUCUUUAUCCUCUCGGAAGAAAGGAUUCUGAAGAAGUGACACGAGCUUUUCUCCAUGAAGUGUUUGAAAUCUUGAUGGACUUCGUAACGAAGUCUAAUGACAGGUCAGCUAAGAUCUUGGAUUUCCAUCAACCUCAGCAACUGAAGGAGAUAUUCGACCUGAAAAUCAAUGAUGAUCCCGUUAAUCUUGAUCAACUUCUUGUCGAUUGCAAGGAGACUCUCAAGUAUCAAGUUAAGACAGGUCACCCGCACUUCUUCAAUCAACUUUCGAGUGGAUUAGAUAUUGUAUCCAUGGCUGGAGAAUGGCUGACUGCGACUGCAAAUACCAACAUGUUCACGUACGAAAUAGCUCCUGUGUUCAUUCUAAUGGAACAGGUGACGCUCAAGAAGAUGAGAGAUAUCAUCGGUUUUCAUAACGGCGAUAGCAUCCUUGGACCAGGGGGAUCCAUCUCGAAUUUGUACGCUGCUUUGUGUGCUCGACAUAGUAUGUUUCCAUCUUACAAGCAAAAGGGACUGAUGGGCUUAGGACAACUUGUCAUCUACACCUCAGAACACAGCCAUUACUCAAUGAAAGGCGCUGGUAUGGUGAUGGGGCUGGGUACUGACAAUGUUAUUGAGGUUCGCUGCGAUUCCAGGGGCCGCAUGAUUCCAGAAGAGUUGGAAAAAUGCAUCCUUGCUGAUAAAGCCAAAGGUAACAAACCAUUUUUUGUGUGUUGUACCGCUGGGACGACAGUUCUUGGAGCUUUUGAUCCGAUAGAGCCGUGUGCUGAUAUUUGUGAUAAAUAUGGCCUCUGGCUUCACGUUGAUGCUGCCUGGGGAGGAGGAGUUCUACUCUCCAGAAAAUACCGCUCAAGAAUGAAUGGCGUUGAAAGAGCUAAGUCUGUGACAUGGAAUCCUCAUAAGUUGAUGGGAUCUUUGCUGCAAUGCUCUACUGUUCAUUUUAAAGAUGACGGCUUGCUGAUGAGCUGCAACCAACUAAGUGCUGAUUAUCUCUUCCAACAAGAUAAGCAUUAUGACGUGAACUUUGACACGGGGGAUAAAGUUAUUCAGUGCGGACGCCAUAAUGAUAUUUUCAAAUUGUGGCUCAUGUGGAGAUCAAAAGGUGACAAAGGAUACGAAAGGCACAUAGAUCAUCUAUUUGAAAUGACAGAGUACAUGGUUAAAAAGCUGAAAGAGAGGAAAGAUAAAUUUUACCUAGUUCUUGAGGAACCUGAAUGCACCAAUGUGUCCUUCUGGUAUAUACCAAAACGUCUACGAAAUAUGCCUCAUUCCCCCAAAAGAGCAGAAAUCCUAGGAGAGUUAACAGCCAAACUCAAGGGUCGCAUGAUGAAUGCUGGAACUCUGAUGAUAGGUUACCAACCUUUAGGGGAUAUACCCAACUUCUUCAGGAGUAUUAUUUCUAACGCAGCUGUCCAAGAAUCUGAUAUUGACUUCAUGCUCGACGAGCUGGAUCGUCUCGGCCACGAUCUGUAAACUUAACAUUUGAGUAGUUUCACUCAUGUUUGUUUCAUGUUUGUUGCUUAAGUGAAUGUCGUACAUAUAGAAAAGAACGGUUAAAAAUUGGGCCCAAAUCAUUUUAAUAAUCAUCAUUUUUGACAAAUUUGCUUAAUUUUUUGCAUUUUAAAAAUUCAGAUGAAACGAUCGUAUGCCUGAAAUUUUAAUAGAACUUUUGUAGGAAUGUUACAUCCAAGGACCUCCAUUACACUGAUUUCAGUAUUUUGGAGGAUGGAACUUACAGUUAGAUGCGAUAAAAUGACGUGAGUGCCAAUUGUUUGUUUUGUCGUUUGUCAUUGUGCAGGGCGUUUGAUGAUGUGUAUCAUCAGCAACAAAAUCCACUGUCUUCCAAAACUUAGUGGUGCCAAAGUGUAAGAGAAUGAAUUGAUUCCAACUUUGGCGCAUAAAAGAUUUCUUCAUUCUGAUUGUAUGUGUUCGUGUUUAACACAUGGGUGUGAUUAUAGUAGAGAGUGAAUUUAUGUCGUGGUAGUUAUAUAAUGCAUACAUACAUUCAUAGACACGCGUGUGUAUAUAUGUAUAUAUGUAUUAACAAAUGUAUAUAUUAUGUAUACAAGUAAUACACAUACAUAUAUAUAUGUAUAUAUAUAUACACAUAAAUACAUACACCGAUAUAAGAUUACAAAUAUAUAUAUAUAUAUAUAUAGACAGGUCAGUGUCAAUUAACGUAAAGCACUAAUUCUUCACAGGAGAUUAUUUUAUGUACUCCAGUCGAAAUAUUAGUUGUCGUAUUGUGUGUAUAUAAAUGUAUUUAGAAUAUAUUGUAAGUAUUUCAUGUUGAUAAAAACGAAAUAAUAUAAUUAUAUAAAUAUAUUUAAAUGUUUAUAUUGAGAGAGAAUUGAAUUUAUUCAGGCAGGGACAGCAAUUAGCAAUAUUCUUAGGAAUCAUAUUCUUGAAAAGUGUAGCAUGUGCUGCAGUCUCUGUUCAUUAUUUGUUAUUUCAGUGCCUAUUCAUGUAUUGUCAUUUCAAACUUUUCCCACGGAAAAGCAUCUAUUUAUAAUUAAGUUUCAUAAAUUUUGUUGCGCUCUCUUUGAUAGUUUUAGUCGUGGGACAGUUUAAAAGUUUUUUAUUAUAUUUAGAUAAAAUAUUUGUACCUGAAAUGUAUUUCUUAAUCAUUGUGAAAGAACCAUUUUUGAAUACUAUCAUAUUUUUGAAAAAAAGGAAGAUGAAUUUUUUAGAAUAGAGCCCUGAACAUCAAGGUUCUCCAGAAAUGAGUGAAACGUUUUUUACUUUCAUUGUAUGACAGAACUUCUCAUUGCUGUUUGCUUACAAAAUGCAUUUACUUGAUCUUUUUAAAUGAUUUUAUUGUUCUAUGUUCAAUUUACGUUAUAUUCUAUCAGAAUAUAAUGUAGUCCCAUUUAGAUUGACAGUAAUUUUGUUAUGUUUGCUGUUACUUGUUGCGAAUGCAUACGUUUUUAAUAGUGUUCGUCUACGAGCGUCCAGAUGUUAAAUAUGAAUAUCAUAAAUGAACAUGUGUGUCCUGUUCAGUGUUUCAGAGAUGGCCAUUUAUUUACAGAGAACUUUCUUCUCGAAAGAGUGAAAGUUACACAGAUUAUACGUUGUUAAUGUAAAGUUAGACUCUAACAAAAGUUGAAUUCUUAAAUAAUUCGUAUCGAGAUCAUCUCUUUAAAGAUAUGUUUGUUGAUGGCUUGUUUAAAUUUGUUUCCAACUAACAUGAUUAAAAUGAAAGGCUUAAGUGAACACAUUUUAAUUGCUGUUUCAAGCACAUACAUGGUUAGUUAAUUGUUAACACUGCCAAUAUUCACUUUACAUACUCCUCUCAUAUGAAAAAACUCCUAAUUAGGAGUGCUUUGAGUUAAUACAGCUCCAUUUAAGAGUUACUAAAUUACUCGCAUUUCUGACUUUAAUAUUUUUCAAAAGAGGCAACAUCUAUUGUGUCUUUUUCGAUGUUUUCCAGAAAUAAAUCAUUCAUGAAUCUCAACUAAUGCACGUAGUGAAAGAACGAUAUUUUUAAUUAGUAUGUCCCAGCAAUAUUUCCCAAAUUCGAAAGCUGCAUAUUUCACCUACAAAUGUAACGAAGAUAACCCAAGAAUUUCAUGUCAGUAAUACCAGUUUUGAACCCAUGCACAUUUGGCCAUCUUUGCACCCACGCGCUUUCUCACACUUAGCAAUACAAUGCAUUGCUGGAAAAUAUUUUGAUCAUUGUAUGUUUUAAUAGAUGCAUUUUUCUGAUUGUAAUUACUUUCUUGGAUUCUUGUCUUAAUUCAUCCGAAAUAAAAGUGCAUUAAUUGUGGAAAAGAUCUUAUUCAGAUCUAACGUAGUUUGUCGUUUUCCCAGUUCCAAUGUUCCUAGCUUUAAAUCAUUGUUUUAAACAAUAAGUUAACAGAGAAUGUUAUUAUCUGUGCCGCAUUCUCCAGUGUAAACACUCACAGUGCUUUAGAAGGAAAUAAAUACCGUUAAUUGUGGA